CACGGCGCCGCUUUCCGGUGGCUGAGUCGAGCUGAGGUUGUUGUGGGCCGGGGGGCGCCAUGGGGGCGACUGGCGACACCGAGCAGCCGCGGGGCCCCGGCGGGGCGGAGCGAGGUGGCCUGGAGCUGGGCGACGCGGGCGCGGCGGGCCAGCCCGUUCUCACGAACCCUUGGAACAUAAUGAUAAAACAUCGGCAGGUGCAGCGAAGGGGCCGCCGAUCUCAGAUGACCACAAGUUUCACAGACCCAGCCAUCUCUAUGGAUCUCCUCCGUGCUGUCCUGCAGCCUAGCAUCAAUGAGGAGAUCCAGAGUGUCUUCAACAAGUACAUGAAGUUCUUCCAGAAGGCAGCACUGAACGUGCGAGACAAUGUUGGGGAAGAAGUGGACGCAGAGCAGUUGAUUCAGGAGGCCUGCCGCAGCUGCCUGGAGCAGGCAAAGCUGCUCUUUUCCGAUGGAGAGAAAGUGAUACCCAGAUUGGCCCAUGAGCUUCCAGGGAUUAAGCGUGGCCGGCAAGCAGAAGAGGAGUCCCACCGAGGAAGCCCCAUUCCCAAAAAGAGGAAAGGUCGGCCUCCUGGACAUGUUCUGUCGAAUGACCGCGCAGCCGCUGGCAUGGUAUGGAGACCGAAAUCCUGUGAGCCGGUCCGCCGAGAAGGCCCCAAGUGGGACCCAGCUCGGCUGAAUGAAUCUACCACCUUUGUUUUGGGAUCUCGAGCCAACAAGGCCUUGGGGAUGGGAGGCACCAGAGGAAGGAUCUACAUCAAGCACCCACACCUCUUUAAGUACGCAGCAGAUCCUCAGGACAAGCACUGGCUGGCUGAGCAGCAUCACAUGCGGGCAACAGGCGGAAAGAUGGCGUACCUUCUCAUUGAGGAGGACAUCCGAGACCUGGCUGCCAGCGAUGACUACAGAGGAUGCUUGGACCUGAAGUUGGAGGAGCUGAAAUCCUUUGUUCUGCCGUCCUGGAUGGUUGAGAAGAUGCGGAAAUACAUGGAGACUCUGCGGACAGAAAAUGAGCACCGCGCUGCAGAAGCGCCUCCCCAGACCUGAGCCGGGUGUCCUGGCUACCACACUUGGCGGCCUGCCUCCAAGACCCUCUUUCCCCGCCCGGCUGAGGCCAUCAUGGGGAUUUGGUCUAGUUGGCUCUUAGCAGCAUUAAGCUGUACAUGAGCUAGUUUGUAGUGACUCACUGCAGAGCGCCCCAGACUGGCCUGUGGUUCUGUUUCUAAAGUUACUGGAAUAAGAAACAAUUAAACAGUUUGUAAUAAACACAG
This is a messenger RNA of Mus pahari (shrew mouse), 1270 nucleotides long. It is a transcript of the gene Dnttip1, whose product is annotated as deoxynucleotidyltransferase terminal interacting protein 1. Lineage: Eukaryota; Metazoa; Chordata; Mammalia; Rodentia; Muridae. Gene Ontology annotation, molecular function: nucleosome binding; DNA binding. Bases 60 to 1046 code for a protein of 328 amino acids. The record is from RefSeq and is a predicted model, not a curated record. Gene Ontology annotation, cellular component: nucleus. The transcript is spliced from 13 exons.